AUGCCUCAGCUCAUCAACCACCCCUCUCAUCCUCUCCAUCCUCUCUCCCUCCUCCCCAAACCGCUCUACUCCGGCGGCGUCUUCAACUGUGAUGCGUGCGGCCACCAGAGCCACCGCUUCAGCUACCACUUCAAUAACUGUGACUUCGAUUUACAUAUUCUUUGCGCCUCCAAACCACUCUACGUUACCCACCACGCCCACGCCUGCCGCUCGCUCUCGUUUUCUCCUCCACAUCAAGCGAAAGGAUUUUCUUGCGAUAUUUGUCGUAAGUUCGGGGCGAAUCAUUGGCUGUAUCAUUGUGGGAACUGUGAGUUUGAUGCGCAUUUGGAUUGCGCUUCCAAUACUCAUCAAAUUCAGCACUCUAUGUCGUUUCCAGGGGGAAAUUAUCAUAAUGGGGUGAUGAAUAAGCAGCAGUUUGUGCAUAGUCAAAGCAUGGGAGGCAUGCAGAUGCAAAGUAAUAAUUAUCAGCAGUUUCAGCAGCAGCAGCAGCAGCCAUGUUUGAGUGGGAAUUCUUUGAUGAAUGCUGCGGUUCAAGGGUUUGUUGAAGGUGCGGCUCAACAGGUUGGUCAGAAUUUGGUGCAGAAUAUGAUGAAUGGUGGCGGCAUUCUUGAUCCCAGUAACAAUGGUGGAAUGGUUUUUGAUUUUGGAGAUUCUUCAAUGGUGGGUGAUUCAUCAGGUGAAACAUACAGUUAA
Pistacia vera is the source of this 693-nucleotide messenger RNA. RefSeq lists its product as uncharacterized. NCBI's taxonomy places the organism in Eukaryota, Viridiplantae, Streptophyta, Magnoliopsida, Sapindales, Anacardiaceae. The transcript has a single exon. The coding region runs from base 1 to 693 and encodes 230 amino acids. The record is from RefSeq and is a predicted model, not a curated record.